AUGCCUUCUCAUCAAAAACACGUCCUCAUCGCAGGCUGUUCAGCCAACGGCCUUGGCGCCGCUCUCGUGGGCGUCUUCCUCCAGCACGACUACCACGUCUUCGCCACACUCCGCGACACUUCCAAAGCGCCUUCACACUUUUCGACACUCAACAAAAUCACUCUUGUGACCCUCGAUGUUCUCUCCCAAUCCUCAAUUGCUUCAGUCGUUGACGCUGUAACCAAGAAAACAGGUGGUAGACUCGAUGUACUCGUCAACAACAGCGGGAGAUUCGACGUCAUGCCAGGCCUUGAUGCAUCGAUUGAAGAGAGCAAGAUCUGA
This is a messenger RNA of Cadophora gregata, 321 nucleotides long. RefSeq lists its product as uncharacterized. Lineage: Eukaryota; Fungi; Ascomycota; Leotiomycetes; Helotiales; Ploettnerulaceae. Gene Ontology annotation, biological process: phosphatidic acid biosynthetic process; triglyceride catabolic process. Gene Ontology annotation, molecular function: acylglycerone-phosphate reductase (NADP+) activity; triacylglycerol lipase activity. The transcript has a single exon. The record is from RefSeq and is a predicted model, not a curated record. The coding region runs from base 1 to 321 and encodes 106 amino acids. Gene Ontology annotation, cellular component: lipid droplet; endoplasmic reticulum.